Messenger RNA from Symbiodinium natans, 3699 nucleotides. Lineage: Eukaryota; Dinophyceae; Suessiales; Symbiodiniaceae. The record is from the annotation of a GenBank genome assembly.
AUGGGGAAGAUCAAGGUCUUCCCGACCCCAGACUACAAGAGCAAGCAACCCCACGACCCCGCGGUACCCCAACUGCCGUCAACCGGCAUUUUGCUAGGACCGUCGAAAUCAGGCAAGACGGUGGCCUUGAUCUCCAUGAUUCUUGAACAGUACAAGGGCUGCUUUGAGCGCAUCUAUGUUUUCUCGCCAAGCAUCAGUGUGGACGACGGUUGGAAGCCCGUCAAGCAAUAUAUCGAGGAAACCAUGAAGGUGAACACAGACCGGGAGCAGGUCUACUUCGAGAACUGGGACGAGGCGGCCCUGCGCCGCAUCAUAGACCAGCAGCGCAAGAUCACCCAAGUCAGCAAGCAAAUGAAGAUGAAGCAGCUGUACCAGAUCUUGAUUCUCAUUGACGACUUUGCGGAUAGCCCCAACCUGCACAAGAGAACUGGUGACUCAGCCUUGGACACCCUGUUUGUCAGGGGCCGCCAUUUCCAGAUAUCUACUUGGGUGAGCACCCAGAAGCUGCGCCUGAUCAGCAACGCGGUGCGGGUCAACGCCCAGUUCUUCAUGGUCUGGCGCCUAAGAAACCAGCUGGAAAAGGACAGCCUGCUGGAAGAGCUCACCGCCCUCGUUCCCAAGCAGCAGCUCCACGCGAUGUACGAGGAGGCUGUGCGGGAGCCCUACAGCUUCCUGUACAUCUACCUUCUGUCGGCGCCCCGCCUGCAGAAGCAAACGAAGACACCGGUUAUGGGAGCCUUCCUCUCGACGUUAGCGACCAAGCUGCUGGGAAGCAGCACCCUGUGCCAAAGUGAGUGCAGCAACGUCAACUGCUGCACCUCCGCUGCUGCUGCCGCGAGGGUCUACGAUCCUUCCAGGCCGCCCUGGAUGCAGAAACCGACGGGGUGGGGGCAGCAAGUCUCCGAUGAGUCCGAGGGCUUGCCGAGACCAUUCACCUACCCAGCAGGAAAGAGGAAAAGACGCAUGACGACCAUUUACGUGGAUUCCCGGAAAAGGGUCGCCGGCACCGACGCCGACUUCGAGUUCGACGUCGGGGAAACGGUCCACCUGCAGAACUCGGCCCGGCUGGGAGUCUUCAAGAUCAGGGUGGCCGACACGUUCUUGAGCACCGACCGGGGCACCUAUCUCUAUUGGAGGGACGCCGCCCUCAACACCCUGAACUGGGCACAGCUGCCCGUGGGCGCCUACACCGGCGUCCGCCUUGCUGCGUGGAUCAGCAGCAACUUUGGCACGGCCGUCUACGGGGAAUCCACCAACGAGAUUGCGGUGGCCUGGGACGGCAACCGAACCAUCCUCAACGACCAAGAGCUGCGGACCCUCUUCCCCAGUUCGGCCAGCUAUCCACCGGGCGCAACGCCCUCCCGGCCCUUGAGCAUCAACCACCUAUUAGGCCCCAGCUUCAUCGAGGGCAGCAACCAGAUGUUCAGCUUCGUCGUCAUGAACCCCUACAACGAGCUGUACCUUCGCUGCUCCAGCCUCGCCAACGCCGCAGACACCGUGGGGCCCCUGGGUCACGACAUCAUCGCCAAGAUCAUUUGCAGCCAGGGGGUAGGCUACAUCAUGCAGUCCAGCACCGACGACAACCACUUGGUCAACAUCCGGGGCCCCAUCACCUUGCGGUACCUCCGCUUCAAACUGACCGAUUUGGACGGCAACGUGGUGAACCUCCGCGGCACGAGCAUCAGCUUCUGCGUGUACUUGGACGGGUGCGGCCCGCACGGAGCUGUUGCCGAAGAAGCCAAGCCUGUGGAAGCGGCUCCUGAGCCUGCUGGCGUCGCAGACGCAAAGCCCGAUGAGCCGGCCCCUGCUGCCGAAGCCGAAGAAGCAGAGCCAAAGCGCGGGCGGGGCAGACCGCCCGGCAGCAAGAACAAACCCAGGGCCAAGGCACAGUCCGCUCCACAAGCUCCUCCCACCGUCCCUGUCGCACCUGCUGUUCCCGCACCCGUCUUGGAGCCAGAGCCAGAGCCAGAGCCAGAACCGACACCCGCUCAAAUGAGAGCCACCCGACAGCUUCUCCGAACGGACCGCUUCGAGGAGAUGCUCAUGCACAAAACCAUGAUGACCAUCGAGCCCCGCAACGAGCCUGCGAUGCUGCGGCAAUUCUGGAAAAGGUACCCCUCUUACAACUUGAACUCGCUGAUGCGAAAGCGCUAUGAGGAGCUCAUGGACGCCAAGGCCUUCAACGAGUGGCUGUCCAACCGCCAGCUCAAGCAGGAAGGGGCGGGCUACGCAGACGCCAUGGGUAGACUCACCGAGGCAGUCAACCACCGGGUUCUCCAGUUGCGGUGGGCGGGGGCCGAACGACGACAGACCCUCCGGGCAGGCGACCAGCUCGUCAGAAACACCAUGGAGUCCGGCGUUGUGCCGGGCUUCGUUCCGCAAGCCGCCCGCCAGACGAGGAAUCCUCCCAGGCGCCCCGACUACGGGGAAGUCCUGGCGUACAUCGACGAAGGGGAACCGCUAAACUUCCCCUUGCCCAACCGCAAGGCCACCAUCUACACGUCGAGCCACUUCUACCUGGACGAAUUCCCUCAGUCCACCGAGCCGCUGGUGGAGACCCCACGCCCGCACACGGACCUGGGAGCUGCCGUGGAGGGCGAAUUUUACAGCGCCGACGAAGACGGCUACCGAGGCAGGGCGUUCCCCCAGGUUCGCCGGCCAAACUUUCUGGGACCCGGCACCGACACCGACACAGAGGACGAGGCCUUCCGACGCAAUGGUUUCGACGGCGCCCCCCGCCCGCCUCCCACGGGACAGGCCUCAAGCAGCGUUUCGGGUCGCCUGGGCAACGCGGGUCUGCAGGCCGCUGAAACGGUCAUUGCAGCUGGUGCGGCUGGUGUAGGAGCUGCUGUGGACUCUUUUGCGCACCGCAACGCCGCCAGAACAGCCGAUGCGUUGGAGCGCAGGUUUUUGCCCCCGCGCACAGGACCCAGCCCACAGACCAUCGGCAGGCCCUCCGAAGCGGAGGAAUUGAUUGUCAGAGCAGGCCAGCGCGCUCAGGAUGUGGAGCGUGCAGCUGCCCAAGAUAUCGAACAGUUUGCCGCAGAGCAGGCGGCAGCAGAGGGCGGGGAGCUGGUGCCUUUGCUAGCAGAAACUGCCGAGAUCGGCACGCAAACGGCAGCGGCUGCCGAAGCGGGAGGGGGCCUGCUGGGUGGGCUGACCGCUUUCGGAGGAGCGGCCAGCGAAGCGGCUGGCGGUGCCGCUGCUGCAGCUUUUCCCAUUGCCGAGGGCUUUGGUAUAGCCACUGGAGUGGCCACGGGUGGCGCCGCUGCAUUGGCAGGCGGAGCAAUUUUGGGUCUCUACGAAGGGGGCAGGUGGUUGCUGGGAGGCAACGGCGGGGACGCCGCCCCAGCGAGCUCGGGCAGCGAAUCGGCCGACGUGCGAACCAUCAACAACAUGCAGCAGGGCACGCCGCAGGAACGCUUUCGCGUCCGACAACCUAGGGUCAGACAGCCGAUGGUCGUGAGCAUCAGCUCUGGGGACGAUGCGCCCCUGGCGCAGCAGCAGGAGCAACCCAGGCCUCAGGUGCAGAGCAGACCGGCGCCUCAACCUCGCAUGCCUUUCGGCUUGAAUCAAGUCGUGUCCAGCAGCGAAAGCGAUAGCUACGGCCCCGUGCGCCAGCGACGCCCACAAAGGGCAGAGCCCUCCUUCAACGACUUGCGGCGGGACGCCUUGAGUCGGGAACCCGAAGCCGCUUGA